This is a messenger RNA of Solea solea (common sole), 4287 nucleotides long. RefSeq names its product nectin cell adhesion molecule 3b (gene nectin3b). Gene Ontology annotation, cellular component: apical junction complex; adherens junction. Lineage: Eukaryota; Metazoa; Chordata; Actinopteri; Pleuronectiformes; Soleidae. Gene Ontology annotation, biological process: homophilic cell-cell adhesion; heterophilic cell-cell adhesion. The coding region runs from base 69 to 1715 and encodes 548 amino acids. The record is from RefSeq and is a predicted model, not a curated record. The transcript has 6 exons.
GCUGAGGAGCUUCUCUGCACAUACCGUUAAACAGUCCUGGAGCGGGAGGCAUCGCUGCUUUUCCAAACAUGUCACCGUCCUCUCACCGCAGUCACGCCACGCACGCCUACCUUCACCUCCUGAGCUGUAUCACAGGUGUGUGGAGCAGUCAGGUGUUGGUACCGCAGAGGGUGAGCGCUGUGCUGGGGAAGAAUGUGACAUUGGAGUGUAGGGUGGAGGUGGGAACAAAUCUUACUCUCACUCAGAGUUCCUGGGAGCAUCGUCUACCAUCAGGCUCUGUCACGGUGGCUGUGUACAACCCACGCUAUGGCAUCUCCAUCCCUCCAGAGUUCGGUCAGCGCUUGUAUUUUCGUUCGCCUUCCUCUCAUGAUGCCACUAUCAUACUGGAAAAUGUUGGCUUUUCUGACGUCGGGAUCUAUACCUGUAAAGUUGCUACAUUUCCUCUGGGAAACACUCAGGCUUCCACUACUGUCAAUGUGCUUGUGGAGCCGAAGGUAUACGUCUCCGCAGGUUCAACUGCCCUGAUCGAUGAUGGCAAUGAAACGGUGGUGGCCACCUGUAUUGCAGAGCGGGCUCGCCCCCCUGCAGAGGUGUCCUGGGAGUCCAAUCUUUUCGGUCAGUCAGAAGUGCAGCUGUUUGAUGAGGUCAACGGGACCACUAGCACACAAGUGCGCUACCUGUGGCAGCCCACACGCCACAUCCAAGGUCACACGCUCACAUGUGUGGUCCGCCAUCCGGCUCUGCCAAGGGACUUCAGGAUCCCCUACCAGCUCAAUGUACAGUUCGCCCCUGACAUCUCAGUCGUGGGUUAUGAUGGAGAUUGGUAUGUGGGUCGGGAAAACGUUCAAAUGAUGUGCAAAGCUAACGCAAACCCACCAGCCCAUCACUUCAGAUGGAUUAGAUUGGACAGUGAAAUGCCAGAAGGGGUGGAAAUAAUAAAUAGCACUUUGCUCUUCCUGCGUCCCCUCCAGCGGAAUGACUCUGGAGUAUACAGGUGUGAGGUUGCCAAUGACAUCAACCUCCGCAGUCGGGAUGUGCGCAUUCUCAUACAAGAUCCUCCCACCAUGCCUUCCACCAUUACUGCUCCUGUCCUAGCUGGCACUGCCUCCUCCACCUUAGUGGAUGAUAAGGGCCAAGUCCUCCUCAGCUUCCCCACACUUGAAGCCCUGCCUGAGAGAAAUCUUGGUUCCAUAGUGGGUGGGGCUGUGGGUGGGGCCUUGUUCCUGCUGCUGUUGUUGUCUCUGGUGGGUGUGUAUUACCUCCGCAAACAGCAGACCUUCCACGGGAAUUACUACACCAAGCAGUACCUGGGUCCCAGUGACCUCCAGACCGCCCCCACGCAGCACGAGCUCCGCCCAACCAAGGCUGGCAGCAGCUCCAACCAUCGAGACCAAGACAGAGAGGAGUGGGGCGACUGCCAACUCAAACAUGAACGUGACCGCCAUCACCAUAGCAACUAUAACGGAGAGGUCUACCCCCCUAAUGGCUACACUAGAGCAAUGAGGGAGAGCAGUCAGCACAGUCGUCAGCAGAAUCACCAGAUUGAACACUCACAGUAUUCUAGUCCUCGAAAGGCCAAGUACCCUCAUUCACCCAAACUAGAGGGAAAGGGCUCCCCCUACCUGUCGGAUGACUGCUACGAUAGCGGGCCCGAUGGCGAAUAUGUGUCUCACACAGACGGCUCAGUCAUUUCACGCAGGGAGUGGUAUGUUUGACAAACCAGCCGCUUCUGCAGGAGCAGGUUUCAUUUGUGAAAAUUAGGGAACAUUAGGAUUCCUGUUCAUGCACACACACACUUCUGUAAUUCCCGUGUUUUGUAAGCGUCCUGGUUGACACUUGAUAUAUAUAAUGUUCUUCAUGGGGACAGACUGGACUGCACAGCCACUUUGACAGUCAGCAUCUACACGCCUACAGACGUGGGCAUGUCGUUUUUCUGUGUGUACAAAACAUGAUCAUGAUGGGGGUGUGGUUUCUGCCUUACCACAUGGACUGCCACUUCAGUUUGUUUCACUUAUAGAGUGAAAGCCUUGUGGCUACGAGAUCACAUGGUUGUGCCAUGUGAUCUCGUGACAAAAUCCGCCAUUUAAAGGCUAUGUGACACUUGUUUGUAUUUGUUUAUGUGUUCCCACUGAUACCGUAUAGUUUAGAAUAUGAUGAUAGAAUAUGUGGAUGUGAUUGGCUUGUAUCCAUGGAAAACUGAAAAGGACACAGCAGAGGCAUUAUUGUGAGAUUCAACGAGGAGGUCACAAACAGUCAUGCAAUUAUUGCACUGCCUUUUGCAUAACGUGCUGACGUGGCAACUAGAUCAUCGCUCAUCGAUCAUUUGUUGUCUACUAGAAUAUCUGUUCUUAAAGUGUAACUAAACCACCAGUGUAUGUGGGUAUCUUGUAAUGUUACUCACUGAUCCAGGUGCAAAUCUUCAGUUUAGUGUGCAGGGGUGUCAAACUCAAAUGACCUGGGGGCCAAUGAGUAUCUACUCUAGUGAAGACUGGGCCGGUUUAGAGGGAGCAAUAUGAGCUUUAGCUUCUGACACGAUAUUCCAUCAUGAUAUCACAAUAAAGAUAUUCAUGAUGAUAUUUUCACAGAAUUUCAAAGUAAAGGUGUUUGUUUUGACAUGGAAUGAUGCAAACUUAAUAUAUAUGAUGCAAAAUAAAUCUAUUAAUUUCAAAAAACAGACAUUCAAUCCAAAAUGAAGUAAAUAACAACUCUAAUUAAAAACAGUAAUCAAGCUUAAAUAUAUUUUACAUACAUUUUUUAAUGUGAUAAUUACAACUGAACGUCUUGUUAUUAAUGUAAUAAUAUUGCUAGAAACUAUAUGAGUAUUAUAAUCGCUCGCAGCUAUGACUGAGCCACAUGUGCGGUGUUUAAAGGAAGAGGAAGUUGCGAGUCAUGUUUUCAUUAUAUCAUUGACACAUCUGGGUAAAUUAUUCAAAUUAUACAUGUUUUAAAAUCAGCGCACUGCCUCUCUCUGGUCAAACACCAGCUACUGCAUUCCAAAUUCCUCUGUAGCUGUUUUAGUCCGCUCUUUCAUCACUUUCUUGUCUCGUCAGUGUGAGGCUCAUCGUCCCAGACCCCUCCCCCUUUUUCUCUGUGCCAUGUGAUGCACGGUGUGAACAGCACAUGGUUUGACAGUUGUAACUCAGUAUCAGAUUUCACUACCACCGCCAGACCACACCCACUCACUGCUCCCCACUGUCCCUCCCUCCUCCUCUCCCUCGCUCAGCUCACUUCUUGGCUUUUUCAAAUCAGGAAUUGGGCGACGUUAGCGGAGAAAGAGAGGAUUUGGUUGUGCUUUAGUGUAAUGUAUCAUGAGGACUUCACCACUGAUGUAAUUAAAUUCAUUAAAACUGGACAUUUGAGUGGAAGCAUUAAGAGCUUUCCUCUCUUUGUCCUCACCUCUAUUUAUCCCCAGGGUAAAUAGGAUGGGGAGAGAGAGAGGGGGAUGGAUGGAGAGAGGCCAAACAGGGAGACCAUGUGUGAUGACAGCAAUUUUACACUUUCUUGGUCCUUUUCAGUUAAGCCACAAACAAAUCUUGUUAUUUAUCACAUGACCUGUUGGAGAAAUUGCUCUCCAGCGCUAAACAAGGCUUCUUGUAAAUUCAGGAGUCCUGUCAGCAGGGACUUUGUUCAGAGCAGGCUACAGUAGUGCAGCCACCGUGCCGUGCGUGCGUGCGUGCGUGCGUGGCCUCCUGCUCACAAAGUAUUCCGUCACACAAUGAAAUCAUUCAGGGGCGCAGCCACAACAUUCCCUAUAACUCCCCAUGGUCAAACGUCACUACUCUGUAUAAUCUGUAGGAGCAAGAAACUGUUGCAAUUGGAGGAAUUAAUCAGAUUAUUGUGGCUUGUCCAUGAGUGCAGCUACAUAUUAAUCGUACUUACUGAAGCAUUACAAUCAGACAAAUCUGGACUCUCAUGUUUUGUCUCAGUCACCUGUGGUCAUGAAAAUGUCCACUCAGCUUUUUAUCCCUCUGCACAUUGCUUAUUCAUCACAAGGCAAGGACAGUAUUUUGUUGCAGUGAUGAUCAAAUCAUUUUUGUUUCUCCAAAAAAAACGAUAUCCUGUUUUGUUUUCAUGGUGGAUUAACAUUUAUUUAAAUCUGUAUUUCCUGUAACUAGAUAAACUGGACUUUGAUUGAGCUCAGGUGGAGGUGUUUUAUACCUUUAUACCCGUAUUUGUCAGGAGUUUGGAUUUAAAGAUACAUUUCAGGGUGUGUUUUUUUUUGCUGGUUUAUUUUUAUUUUUUUUUGCACAUGAGUAAAUUCACAAAUAAAAUUGAAAUGUUUUUCAA